AUACAAGGACUCAAAUUUUUCUUCAAUCAAAUCAUUAUACUAUAAAGUCUUCCUUUCGGCACGCAAAUAUGAUAGCGAAUAGAGGAAGUAGGGUGGACAGCCCUCAUCGCGAGGAGCUGCGUCUCCCAAAUUUGAAGCCCGACGACAUCAUAAUCGCCGUGAUGGGUAUCACUGGGUGCGGAAAGACAACAUUUGUCAAUCUAUUUGCAGAGGAAAAACUUGAGGUUGGACAUGGCUUAGAUUCAUGCACAACAGCAGUACAGGUAGCGACUUACAAGGCCGAAGAUGGCACCAAUAUAUACCUGGUUGAUACACCAGGCUUCGACGAUACGUACCGGUCUGAUUCUGAAAUCCUACGAGAGGUUGCCAUUUGGCUUAGUAAAGCGCACAUGUCGAACGUGAAGCUCGCGGGUAUAAUCUACCUCCAGAGGAUAUCUGACUUUCGAGUGGGUGGCAGCGGCAUCAAGAACCUCAAAAUGUUUCAGAAAUUAUGCGGCGAGGAAACUCUCGCCAGCGUAGUCCUAGCGACGACCAUGUGGGACCAAGCAGGCGAGCAAGCAGCGAAGGAGAGGGAAAAGCAACUGAAAAGUGAACCUCAGCUUUGGAAGAGGAUGAUAGAUCACGGCAGUAAAGUUUAUCGCCACGACAAGGGCAAAGAAUCAGCGCUCAAAAUCAUCAAUUAUCUUAGAGGCAGGAAGCGGCCAGUCACACUCGAUAUCCAACGCGAAAUGGUCGACCAGGGAAAAGAUCUGGUUGACACAGGCGCAGGCGGAGAGCUAGCCUCGACAGUGGAACACCUUAUCAAGCAUUACGAGAAAAAGCUGAAAGACUUGGAAAGGGAGGUAAAAGAAGCGCGAGAGAAGCAAAGCAAAGAGGAUAAAGAGAUCCGCGAACUGGAAAGAAAGGAAUAUCAAGAGAAGCUCACUAAGCAGUAUCAGGAGAUGGCCAGUCUCCGACUCAGCUCCGAGCAGAUGAUCGAGGAGACGAGGAAACGUUUUGAAGAGUACGAGAAGAGGCAGCAGGAAAGCUUGAAACUUGCACACGAGGCUCAUGCAUUGGAUUUGGAGAAGCAGAGGAUAGUGGUGCAGAAACAGUUGAAGGAAAGGUAUCUUCGGCAAAUGGCUAAUCAGCCAUGCGUGAUGAUGUAG
Pyrenophora tritici-repentis Pt-1C-BFP is the source of this 1148-nucleotide messenger RNA. Its product is annotated as Trichoplein multi-domain protein. The record is from RefSeq and is a predicted model, not a curated record. Lineage: Eukaryota; Fungi; Ascomycota; Dothideomycetes; Pleosporales; Pleosporaceae. Gene Ontology annotation, molecular function: GTP binding.